This is a messenger RNA of Darwinula stevensoni, 1976 nucleotides long. The record is from the annotation of a GenBank genome assembly. NCBI's taxonomy places the organism in Eukaryota, Metazoa, Arthropoda, Ostracoda, Podocopida, Darwinulidae.
UGCUGGUUCGGGCGAGGAGUGAAGUGCGAGGAGGUCGGGGAGUGGCGGAAGAUCUACACGAUCAUCGGGGUCUGCUACUCCUUCAGGAGACGUGAGUCCGCCGAGGUCCAUGUCGUUUUGGGGGGUUCAGGGGGGUCGGCGGGGUCCCGGCAGCGAGGGGGUCUGGGUUCUCGGGGAGAAAUGUGGGCUCGGGUUGACUUCUGUCGUCGGUCGUGCGUGACCGAUUCCGAGGUGACGACUAGCGGGCUGUUCAACAAUUUCUACCUGAAAGUGGCGGACACCGACGAGAUCCAUUUCGAUCCUGACGAAGUUGGCUGGAAGAUCCACCUGCAAGACCCCACGGACUCGGACCUCAUUGACAUCCGCACUAAUGGCUUCACCCUCUUCCCCGGCUGGAGCAAAGAUGUCCGCAUCGACCUGCGCGAUUUCAAGACGCUGGACACGAAGAAGCGGCCGUGCGACGAGAACGAAGAGUACAGUGAGUCUAAGUGCAAGGCUGAAUGCUUCGUGAGGGAGGUCUUUGAGAGGGCCAAUUGCAGCCUCCCCUACAUGACCAAGGUGAUACCAGCGCCAACCUGCGACACCAAGGAGAGCUACGCAUCCGCGACGAAGGCGGCGAACAGGCUCCUCUUCUGGGGGGAAUGGAACCCGCAAGUCUGCGUCUGCGCCAGACAAUGCGACCACAGGUACUACGUCCCCUUCGGAGAGUCCGUGCAGACCGGAGGGAACCGGUCCCGGCUCAGGAUCUAUUACGAGGACCUGACCUUCGAGGACGUGGUGGAGGAGUACUCGUACACGAUCAUCCCGCUGCUCUGCGACAUCGGAGGGACGUUGGGCCUGCUGCUGGGGGCGUCCUGGCUCACUUUCAUCGAGUUCUUCGAGAUCCUCGGCGGUUACAUGACGACAGUGCGACGAAUCCGGGUCAACUCCCCACCCACUUUCAAAUGAUUUGUUUGUUUUUUUUAGACGCAGUAGGUCACGGCUGGGUACGAAUUGUCUUUGAUCCCCUGGCACACACCGUUUCUAUUGGAUGACUUGAGAUCAUCCGUCUCUUCCGCUCGCUGAUCGAUGGUGGGUUGGAGAGAAAGCUGGGGCAGGGAUGAGAGGAAAAGCACCUCGUCCCUGCAAUUAGCAGUAUCGUGCAUUAUUCCUGAGACGAGAAUCCUCUCCUUUUAUCCCGGGUUCUUGCAUUCCCAUAUAGCCGCUAAGAGGCUUUUGAGUCCCUUUACGUAACAGUUCGUUAGUGGAUAAAAGGGUGUACACAAACCCCCUCAUAGCCUGUGAUAUUAGUAAUAACAGGGAGCCUCGAUCUAGAAUAAGAUAGCGUCACAACCUGGAGAUAUGACUCCCACUAAUAGUUUGCUCUUCCCACAUAAACUAUGCAGCAUGCGCCCGUUUAUAGAACUGAUGGCAUUAUGAGAUAAGAUAUAUGUUAAGAUUUUAUGAAAUUAGGUCCCGCUUUAACGUCGAGGACGGCACGUCUGCGGAACCGCAUUGAAACACCUCAGGCAAUUCUUUCCAACCCACCACCUUUCAACACACGAUACCGAGAGCAUACCCCGAGCGAAAACCUUCGAACGGGAGCGAACCGGGAACCGAGCGCUCCUUGGUCUGAGCUCUCGGCUGGAGGCUGGCGAUUCUGAUGCCAUUUCGACGUUCCGCGGGGCGAGGAAGCGUCAGCCGAAUUUUACAAGGGUUGCAGUUCGAAAGGCACCGAUUUUCAUUAUUAUUCUCUGCGAUACGUCUCUUCGGCUCGACGAAGAUAUUUUGAGAUGUACGUCUGCGAAUUAUUCGCAGACGUACGCCUCGAAACCUAUUCGCAAAAGCUUAACGAGCCGCGACAUCUUUCCGCACCCGAUAUGAAUUGAAUCCUUUCGUGAUACUGGCUCAUUUUCUCUGGGAAAAGUUCGAACUGUGCAGGAUUUCUCAACGGGGGUUCAACGUCAGUGCUGCUCAGUUUCGAGGGUGACGAGCCA